AUUUUUGCUAUCUUCUUGAGAAUCAUGCAAAACCAGAGUUUUGUCACUCUGUUCAUAAUCUUGGGCCUUUCUCAGAACCCAAAAGUUGAGAAAAUACUCUUUGUUAUUUUUCUGUUGGUUUACCUUGCAACUGUAGGGGGCAACAUGAUAAUUGUGGUCACCAUCCUCUACAGCCCUGCACUGCUGGGUUCCCCCAUGUACUUCUUUUUGGCAUUUCUGUCCUUCCUGGAUGCAUGUGUUUCUUCUACUGUCACACCCAAGAUGCUUAUAGACUUCUUAAGUGAGAAGAAGAUCAUCUCUUUUGAAUGUUGCAUGACACAAUUGUUUUCAGUUCAUUUCUUCUCAGGGUCAGAAAGGGUUGUCCUAGCAGCCAUGGCCUAUGACCGCUAUGUGGCCAUUUGCAAGCCCUUGCACUACUCUUCCAUCCUUACCCGGAGGCUCUGUAGUAUUUUGGUGGCAAUAUGCUGGGCAGGGGGCUUCUUGCAUUCUAUCGUGCAAAUUAUCUUCACAUUGCAGCUGCCUUUAUGUGGACCCAAUGUCAUUGAUCAUUACAUGUGUGACUUGUUCCCAUUGCUGAAGCUUGCCUGCACUGACACUCAUAUAUUUGUCCUUUUGGUGUUUGCCAGUAGUGGUGCUAUCUGCAUCAUCAUCUUCUCCUUAUUGCUUGUCUCUUAUGUUGUCAUCUUGUUCUCUCUGAGAGCCCACAGCUCUGAAGUUCGCCGGAAAGCUCUUUCUACUUGUGGAGCACAUGUUACUGUUGUGGUUUUGUUCCUUGUUCCAUGCAUAUUAAUAUAUGCACGGGAUACAUCUGCAUUCUCCUUUGAGAAGAACACGCUUAUAUUUGUCAACAUCCUGACACCAUUGCUCAAUCCUAUGGUUUACACAUUCAGGAAUAAGGAAAUGAUAAAUGCCAUCAGAAAAAUGUGGAAGAGAUUGAAAGUGAUUGUUGUUAGGUUUUAA
Messenger RNA from Onychomys torridus (southern grasshopper mouse), 960 nucleotides. Its product is annotated as olfactory receptor 4C15-like. Bases 25 to 960 code for a protein of 311 amino acids. Gene Ontology annotation, biological process: G protein-coupled receptor signaling pathway. The record is from RefSeq and is a predicted model, not a curated record. NCBI's taxonomy places the organism in Eukaryota, Metazoa, Chordata, Mammalia, Rodentia, Cricetidae. The transcript has a single exon. Gene Ontology annotation, cellular component: membrane. Gene Ontology annotation, molecular function: olfactory receptor activity; G protein-coupled receptor activity.